Molecule: messenger RNA, 3049 nt
Organism: Humulus lupulus (European hop)
Lineage: Eukaryota; Viridiplantae; Streptophyta; Magnoliopsida; Rosales; Cannabaceae
Product: protein NTM1-like 9
Exons: 13
Coding region: 170-2779 (869 amino acids)
Biological process (GO): regulation of DNA-templated transcription
Molecular function (GO): DNA binding
Source: RefSeq, a predicted model, not a curated record
AAAAAAACACAAAGAAACACAGAACGCCAGUUUUUUUUUUUCAACGAUCACAAGUAAAGCUGAAGAAAAAAGAAAUCGUCUGAAAGCUCUGAGAAAAAAUAAUAAUAAUUAAAUUAAAAAAAAAGUUGGAGAAGAAGAAGAAGAAGGAAGAGGAUUGUUGUCGUUUGAGAUGGGAGAGGUGUCGUUUGGGAAGCUGCCGUUGGGGUUCCGGUUCCGGCCAACAGACGAGGAGCUUAUCAAUCAUUACUUGAGGCUCAAGAUUAAUGGUCGCCACUCUGAGGUUGAGGUCAUCCCUGAAAUUGAUGUCUGUAAAUGGGAGCCCUCGGAUUUACCUGGGUUGUCAGUGAUAAAGACGGAUGACCCAGAGUGGUUUUUCUUUUGCCCACGUGAUCGGAAGUACCCAAAUGGUCAGAGGUCGAACCGGGCUACUAGUGCCGGAUAUUGGAAAGCCACCGGAAAGGACCGGACGAUCAGGUCCCGGAGCUAUAGGUCUGCGUCUAAUACCACUGGCGCGAUCGGUAUGAAGAAGACCCUUGUUUUCUACAGAGGCCGAGCUCCUAAAGGGGUGCGCACUCACUGGAUUAUGCACGAGUAUCGCCCCACGCUGAAGGAUCUGGAUGGUACGGGUCCUGGUCAGGAUGCCUAUGUUCUCUGCCGCUUAUUCCGAAAGACUGAAGAAAAGUCUGAUGCUCCAAAGUAUGAUGAGGUGGAUCAAACUGGAUUAUCACCCACCACAACCAAAUCUUCUCCUGAUGAUACCUCAUCGGAUUUGCUUCAAGAAUCAGCGACAUCAGAUAUGGCAGCUGGAGAGGAGUCAGAAGUUAUAAACAGGUGGUUAACUGAUAAGUCAGACAAUAUGACCCCAAAUGCUCAAGCACCUGUUGAAAGUGGUUCCACUAGUUAUCUGACAUCUGAUGUGGAAGACCAUGUAAUAGAUGAAACUCCUCUGGAGGUGCCCAUGCUGAUGGAAGAAAACUCAAAGUUUUGUGAGCUUGCUCAUGCCCAAACUGAUUAUACAGCAUUCUCCUCGUUGCCUUCACAAAUUGAGCAACCACCCUAUUCACCUUUUGCCUCUGACUUUGGCAAUGAUGAUAAUGUAAUUCCUUUUAUGGAUGGUACUGAUGAGCAAGAUAUAUCUCUCACAGAGUUGUUGGAUGAGGUCUUCCAUAGCCGUGAUGAGAGUUCUUCUGAUAAGUUGAACUCACUGAAGAACUCAACUGUUGGAAAGGAGACCCAUUUAUAUGCUCAGGCACAAUCAUUGGAGAACAUACCAUCAGGGACCUUAUACAAUGGUCCAUACAACAACAUGGGAGCUAAUAUGACCCAGCAUGACAUUGAUACAAGAGCUUCUGCAUGGUACAAUGGGCAAAUGGCUGCUAAGGACAUGUUGCAGAUGCCAGCUCUAUUUGGACCUUCUCAAGUUGAAGUGCCACCUAAUGAUCAGGGACUUAUGAUGGGAAAUUUGGGUGCCCCUGGGGGUAAUUUUGUUGGUCAAGCUUCCCUUGGUGGUGAUUAUUCUAUGUGGAAUAAUUUAGAAGAAUCGAACAGUUGGAAUCUUCCUGAUAACCAAUACAGUCAUAUUGGUCGAACUGGAAUCAAAAUUAUGCCCCGUCAGCCUCAUCGACCAAGUUCAGGUUUUAAUGAUACUCAGGGCACUGCUGGAAGAAGACUCCGCUUGAAUAUAAAUUCAUCACAUGAAUCAACUGCAAAUGAUGAUGUGUGUUAUGGAAAUAAGAGCCAUGAAGAAGAGGAAGUACAGUCAGCUGCUACAGGGGUCUUCAAAGCUGAGCAGAGUCAUGUUAAUCCCAAUGGUGAUUUUGGUGCUGGGACUGGAAUUAAGAUCAGGAACCGUGAAUCUCAACCACAAUCAAGUUCAAAUAGUUUUAUAUCUCAGGGUGAUUCUUCAAGAAGAUUGCGUCUACAGAUAAAUACCAUGCCUAAGUCAAUUGCCAGUGACAACCUCAAAGGUGUGGACCAAAAUAAAGAAAGUGAAGUGCAAUUGAUCAUUACUGAGGACACUACAGAAGAUGCAAAGGGAAGAGAAAGAGGAGAAUAUGGUGUGAAUUCAACUUCUACUGAGGACUCUCAGAAUGUGGAUUACAGCGAAAAAGAAGAUGAACUACUUUCAAUAUCUUCUCAGGACUCUGUGGAUGCGAACAACAGUGAAACAGAAGAUGAACUAGACUCAAUUUCUUCUGAGGACUUUGUUGAAGAUGUAAACAACAGUGAGAAGGAAGAUGAACUACAGUCAAUUUCUGCUGAGGACUCUAUGGAUGAUGCUAACGACAGCGAAAAAGAAGUAUGGUCAAUUUCUACCGAGGACAAUGUGGAAGAUGCAAACAACAGUGAAAUCGAAGAUGAAGUAGAGCCAACUUCUACUGAGACGGCAGAACCUGCUACAAAGCAGAGUCCAUGCCUUGAGACGGGUAAGGAGAGUCAUCAUCCUUUGAAGUUUGACAGUACCAAGGAAAUUGCUAUAGAGUCCUUUACAGAAGUUGAAGAUAAAAGCAAGGAAAUCAUUGAAGUAUCCUCAACAAAAGAACCAAACAAGGAAAGUUUCAAUAGAUCAUCCUUGACGAAACUGAGUUUUAGGGCAGAAACUAAGGAUAAAAUGUUGGGUAGCAGCGCUACGGAGGCAUCAGAAUCAUUAGAGAAACUACCUAGACACCCUGCCCCAACUUCAUCCUUUGUUAUCUCCUUUGGGGUUUCUGCUGUUAUAGUCUUGCUCUUAGCUUCCUUUGGCUGGAGAGCUCUAGAUCUUGGUGUUGCGUGGAAGUAGGCUGUAGUUUGUAGGUUCUAGGUUCUAAGUUUCCUUCGGGUGGCUGGAGAGGCUCUAAAAGUUUUUACCUUUUUUUGGGGGGUUAAAAGAGGUGAAAGCUUGUAAAUUGCAGUCAUAUAAAUCGUUAUUGGUAGCUUAGAUUUAUUAUGAUCUUUGCUUUAGAGAUUAGAGUUACCUUUCAAUCUUUUUUUGUAAUUUAUUUUAGGCAAGUUUUCCUUUCAAUCUUGGUGCAUCAUUUGGGAAAAAAUAUUGCCUUGUUAGGGUUUUACA